Linum trigynum is the source of this 2329-nucleotide messenger RNA. The record is from the annotation of a GenBank genome assembly. Lineage: Eukaryota; Viridiplantae; Streptophyta; Magnoliopsida; Malpighiales; Linaceae.
CCAAAGAGGCAUAGUCGCCAAAACUUCUCGAUCGCAACCACCGAACCCGCUUCCCAAGUUUUGGAACUCGCAAGCACCGUUGAAUCCCAUGAAGCCGCCACAGCUCGGUCUACUGGUGAUUUCAAACAUUUAUAUAUGAAGUUCUUAUCAAAGGUGGUAUUCUGUUAUUCCUCACCAACAAACUCACAACGUAGGGUUAUAAUGCUAGCUUCCACCUUCAUUUAAUUUCCACUUAAGACCCAUAACCCCCCACCUCAGUUCAUACGUGCAUGCUUACAAUAUUGGCGUACCACACCUCCUACUUCUGUAUAUACAUACUGUAGGUCUGCCUUUUUGAUCUUCACUUAACCUUCAAUUCUCUAUAACCAACUACAUAGCACUGGACCCAUUCAUUGACACAUCCCACCAUUUCGAAUAGCUCUUCUCCCAGCUAGACCCCACCUUAUUUAUAAUCACAACCCAUGCAUGCAUCGAUUUACAGAAUCUCAUUCUUGCAAGACUGAUUAUGAGCCUUAAUGUUAACCAAGCUUCAGCGCCCAAUACGUCAAUUAUAUCCUCCAAACAGGACUCCUAAAACUCAUUCCAUCUCCUUCCCAGGUACCAAAUUCCCCUAUAGCUCUAACAUAUCAAUAUCACGAGUAACAAAAUCAUUAAUACCUCAAUCAUAUCUUACUCCAGUAGCCCUUCGUUGUCGUUGGACCAGGCCGUAGAUAUAACGAGGUCAGGGAGCACCCAUGCUCCAUUCCGAUCCCAUCCGGUGUAGUUAUUUAUAGUAAUUAUAAGGGUAUUUUAGGAACUAAAUAUAUGUCUAAGUUCGGGUGUUACCGUUGGAGACAAAAAAAAAAAAAAAGGGGCUAAGCGUCAAAGUUGAUGUGUGCUAAUUGUAGACAAAAAAGAUAUGAUGCAAAUGCACUUAAAUAGAGCGCUUGUGCGUUGCAUGAUUCCGGAUUAGGACAGGGUUAGUAACUAAAUUUGAACCUUUGAAUUAAGUGAACUCUGAAAUUUCAUAUUUAAAGGCUGUAAAUUAAAGAUAUUUUAUUUCUCUAUUUUUCUUAAUCGGCUCUUAUUUUCUUUGUUCUAACUCGAAUUACAAUUUUCUUUUUUCACAUAUUAAACGAUUCGUUGUGAUCUUCAAAAUGAUAUCAAUUUUCAAAUUUUUUGAGAAAUUUUUUUCUCGUUACCAACUUCAUAUCAUAUGGUAUCUCCUUCAUUUUUUAAGUCGUUUUUGAAAAUAUUUGCACAGAAGAAAUUAUUCCAUCUAUAUCUAUUAGAUCUACAAAUUUCUAGGUGAAAAAAAUACAAAACCAAAUAAUAUCAUACUAUACCACCUUGGUAUGGGAGUGGUAACUUGUGGUACACAAUGAUUAAAGUCGUAAAUGAAGUAAUAUACUCUUAUGAUCAUGUAUUCAACCAUCCUACAGUCUUGGUUAGGGUUGGCCGUUCGGUUAGCGGUUACCGGUUAACCGACCGGUUAAACCGAUAACCGCUGGUUACCGGUUAACUGGCUAACCGAAAAAUGGAGCGUCGGGCGGUUGGCGGUAGCAGGUCUGACUCUGCCAGUUAACCGGCUAACCGACGGUGAUAACCGCUGGUUAACCGGCUAACCGGCAAUUGAAAACGACGCCGCCCUCAGCCCUCACUCUCCUAACCCUAAUCGAAGGGCCUCCUCUGCAAUCGACCUUGACUCACUCUCUUCUCUGCCAAUUUGCAUCACGAAAAGAAGACGGAGACGUCGCCGCUCCCUUCUCCCUCCGAUCCUGAUGGGCGACGCCGACGCCGCUCUACGUCGUCGCCAGCCACUCCUCUGCUGUCGAGAGCUCCGCCGGCGCCGCUUCACUCCUUUGCUCGCGGCCAGCAACCGCCAUCCAACUCGCAGUCGCAGCCAGCAACCUCCAUCCAACCCGCCGGCGCCGCGCCACUCCUUUGCUUGCCGCCAGCCAACCUGCCUCCUAUGUGGCCUGUGCGAGGGCGACCCGGGUGUCGAGAGCUCCGUCGGCGCCGUGCCACUCCUCUACUCGCAGCCUGCACCCCGCCAUUGACCAGUUUUCGUUGCAUGCCGCGGUUACUUCGGUUAACCGAGCAACUAACCGGUAACCAACCAGUCGGUUGCCGGCUAACCGAAGCUUUUCUUCCGGCAGUUGGCGGUAGUCAUGUCUCCUAUUUCGGUUAACCGGUAACUGACAUUUCAGUUAUCGGUUAUAAUCGAACUAACCGAAAUGCCAGCCCUAGUCUUGGUAUGUUCAUACCAUCAAGGUACGCUUUCAUACCUUACGUUAUGUUUUUAUUUAAUACCAAUCAAUACCAUAUGGAAUAGAGUGGUAAAAAAUGA